AUGAUAAUUUUUAACAGCCUUGGCAUUUAUUUAAUUUGCAUUUUCGCCAUCGAUUCACCGGUUUGUAACUGCACUUACCCUCAAAAUCAGAAAGCGUAUCAUCAACAAGGUUACAUACAAGGAUCUCAUGUAAGAGGCAAUAGAGCACAGUACAAUGCAAACGCUGCUGUAAACUAUCAGAGACAAGUCAGUCAACCCGUAUCAUAUCAGCAACAGUAUUACCAACAAGAUAUGGUUCAACAGCAAUAUGAUACCAACGGCCAAGUUCUAGGCUCAGAUUUGUUAAUUCCAAAAUACUAUGCUUACGUAAACCAGGAGUUGGGCCAGGGCCACUGGGACUACGAGAAUAUAUCACUCAAGUGGAGCAUUCCCGACCCCUACGAAAUUAUUAAAAAGAUCGGUAGAGGAAAGUUCAGCGAGGUCUUUAAAGGCAUAGAUACCAGAGAUAACAAGGACUGCGUGAUAAAAAUCCUCAAGCCCGUGAAGAAGAAGAAGAUCAAGAGGGAGAUUAAGAUUCUGCAGAUUCUCAAGGGAGGCCCGAACAUUAUUGCUCUUCUAGAUAUUGUUAAGGACCCCCAGAGUCGCAUCCCCUCGCUCGUCUUCGAGCUUGUGAAGAACAAGGAUUAUAAAGUUUUAUACCCAGAGUUCACCGUUUACGACAUUAAGUACUAUAUUUUCCAGCUCCUCCGCGCGAUCAACUACUGUCACAGCAGGGGCAUUAUGCACAGGGACGUGAAGCCGCACAACGUGAUGAUAGACCACGACGCCAGGUCCCUGAAGCUGAUUGACUGGGGUUUGGCUGAGUUUUAUCACCCGGGUCAGGAGUACAGUGUCAGGGUGGCCACGCGGUACUACAAGAGCCCCGAGCUGCUCGUGGACAACAAGUACUACGACUACAGCCUCGACAUCUGGAGCAUCGGGUGUAUGUUGGCAGGAUUGAUUUUUAAAAGGGAACCCUUCUUCUACGGUCACGACAACUACGAUCAGCUCGUUAAAAUCGCAAAAGUAUUGGGGACCGACGAUCUUUUCGCUUACUCCCAAAAGUUUGGCAUUGAGAUUCCUGCUGCAUACAAUGAGAUUCUCGGCGUCCACCCUCGGAAGUCCUGGAAGAGUUUCAUAACUCAGGAAAAUCAGCAUCUUGUCUCUGACCAGGCAUUGGAUUUGUUGGACAAAAUGUUUCUGUAUGACCAUAUCGAGAGAAUCACAGCCUUCGAUGCUAUGAAACACCCCUAUUUCGAUGACGUUAGGCCUAAGAGAGUAAGAUAA
Molecule: messenger RNA, 1266 nt
Organism: Theileria orientalis strain Shintoku
Lineage: Eukaryota; Apicomplexa; Aconoidasida; Piroplasmida; Theileriidae
Exons: 1
Coding region: 1-1266 (421 amino acids)
Biological process (GO): protein phosphorylation
Cellular component (GO): cytosol; nucleus; protein kinase CK2 complex
Molecular function (GO): protein serine/threonine kinase activity; ATP binding
Source: RefSeq, a predicted model, not a curated record